UCCUCUAUAAAUAUGCACGAUCGAAAUCUCGGUCUGCUGCUGCAACAAUCCUACGCUUCACCUGCCACAACCCGAAAAAAUGAGGCCUUCAUCUUCCUUCCUCGGCCCUCUACUUAUCUCUCUAAUCCUCCAUGCAACCUUGCACGACCUCGCCGCCGCCUCUCCCCUCUUCACGGACGGCCGGUGGAUCGUGGACGCCUCCGGCACGCGCGUCAAGCUGGCCUGCGUGAACUGGCCGUCGCACUUGGAGCUGAUGCUGGCGGAGGGCUUGUCCAAGCAACCACUGGCGAGCAUCACGUGGAAUAUCCACCUCAUGGGCUUCAACUGCGUCCGGCUCACCUACCCCACCUUCCUGCUCACCGACGAGUCACUGGCCUCCCUCACCGUCCGGCAGUCCUUCGAGAGAGCCGGCCUCGACGCCACCAUCCCCCUCAUCGCCCUCCACAACCCCACUUUCGUGGACCUCAACCUCCUCCAAGCCUACAAGGCUGUGGUUGCCAAGCUUGGAGCGACCAAUAUAAUGGUGAUACUGGACAACCACAUCAGCAAGCCAGGGUGGUGCUGCAGCAACUCCGAUGGCAAUGGCUUCUUCGGAGACACUUAUUUCGAUCCUAAUGUGUGGUAUCAAGGCCUAAUAAAAAUGGCGACGAUGUUCAAAGGAACCCCCAACGUGGUCGGCAUGAGCCUGCGGAACGAGCUCAGAGGUCGACGACAGAACGUGGACGACUGGUUCACGUACAUGCAGAAGGGCGCGGAGGCCGUGCACGGCGCCAACCAAGACGUGCUCGUCGUGCUAUCCGGCCUCAGCUUCGACAACGACCUGAGCUUCCUGGCGAACAGGCAGGUCGAUGUGAGCUUCCAGCGGAAGCUCGUCUUCGAGCUGCACUGGUACUCCUUCAGCAACGGCGACGCGUGGGUCAAGGGCAACCCCAACAACGUCUGCGGAAGCAUCUCCGGGAGCGUGAACACCAGGGCGGGGUUUCUGCUGGACCGGCAGCUGCCGCUCUUCGUCAGCGAGUAUGGAGUGGACCAACAAGGCGGCAACCUGAACGACAACCGCUACUUCGGUUGCAUCCUGGCGUUUUUAGCAGACAAGGACGUGGACUGGGCGCUGUGGACCUUGCAAGGGAGUUACUACCUCCGAGAAGGCGUCGUCGACAAGGGGGAGUCCUAUGGAAUGCUAACAUAUGACUGGGCCGGCGUCAGAAACCAGACUGUGCUACAGAAGGUUCGAGCGGUGCAACAGCCAUUUCAAGGUCCUGGCGUCUCCAAAACUCCUCCCUAUAUCAUCAUCCUCCACCCAUCCACCGGGCUCUGCGUCAGACAGGGCUCCUUGACAUCCCACACGCUCGAUUUUGGUCCCUGCGACGGCAACAUGCAAGCAUUCCACUACACCCAGCAGCAGACCUUGACAUCCGUAGAUUCAUCGCUGUGCGUGAGCGCCACCGGAUCAGGGAAGCCUGUAAAGUUCGACAGCUGCAGCGACUCGGGCUCCUCCUGGGAUCUGGUCUCGGACUCGGGGAUGCAUGUGUCGACCACAUUGCCCGGUGACGGCAGCACCCUGUGCUUGGACGUCGGCCAGAACGGCGUCGUCACAAAUCCAUGCAAGUGCCUCCGCGACGACGCCAACUGCGAUCCUGGGAGCCAGUGGUUUAAGCUCGUCACCAGCGCCAAGGCUAUUCCCUGAUCUCUCUCU
Messenger RNA from Musa acuminata subsp. malaccensis (wild Malaysian banana), 1696 nucleotides. RefSeq names its product glycosyl hydrolase 5 family protein-like. Lineage: Eukaryota; Viridiplantae; Streptophyta; Magnoliopsida; Zingiberales; Musaceae. Gene Ontology annotation, molecular function: hydrolase activity, hydrolyzing O-glycosyl compounds. The record is from RefSeq and is a predicted model, not a curated record.